AGAGAGAGAGAGAGAGAGAGAGCCAUUGAGCAGUGGAAGUGAUAGAGUAUAUCAGUCAAAGAAAGAACCAAAAGGCAGAGGGAAAGAGUGUGAGAGAACUACUAUGCUCUGUCCCACUCCCUGAAUGUCUUCCCCUUCUCUACAGCCCAGAGAGAGAGAGAGAGAGCAAGAGCAAGAGAGACUACCUUUCCUUACUCUGGACUCUACUGCUCCACCAUGGCACCUGUCACAGACAGAGAGACACGGACCUAGGAGCGCUACAGUACCAGGAACACACAGAGUACAAAGAGCUGAAGUAAAGGGAGCGUUCGCCCGCCUCGGGGGCUUAGAGAGGGGAUUUGGCUGUUCUGCCGGGUGCCUGCCUGAUAACGAGACAGCCAGGCCUGCUGAUACGCUGCUGAGUUCCAGUGCCACUGUGAGAAGCUGCUUCAGUCCCAUCAGAGCUGAGAGGUGUCCGAUACAGCAGACGCAGAACAGGGAACGCCACACUACGCAGGAAGGCUGACAACCGAUUGGAGAGGAGCGUGACGACAACAACCCAACCCAUUCCAACGCUAGCCGUGCCAGGCUACUGCCAACCCCAGGACGCCAUGAUGAUGACCGUAAUGAUGAUGAUGGCGAUGAUGGUGACAUGUAGCUCCUUGCUCCUCUUGGGACUCAUGGCCUCCCAGGUCUCGUCCAGCGGAAUCCCCAAGACCAGUGACUCCUCUUCACCCUCCUCGUCCUCCUCACACCCAUCCUCCUCUUCCCCUCGCAUGAAGCUCUCCUACAAAGAGCUGCAGCAGUUCCAUGGCGUGCGGCGGUUCGAGCUGGAGCGCUCGUGCUGUUUCAGCGCUCUUUUAUUGGAUGAGGAGAGGGGACGGCUGUUCGUGGGCGCACGCAACUUCCUCUUGUCACUCAGCCUGGAUAACAUCGCCAAGCAGGAGCACAAGAUCUACUGGCCAGCCCCGGUGGACUGGAGGGAGGAGUGUAACUGGGCAGGAAAGGACAUCAAUACAGACUGUGUGAACUAUGUGAAGAUAGUGCACCACUACAACCGCACCCACCUAUAUGCCUGUGGAACCGGGGCCUUCCACCCCACCUGCGCCUUCGUAGAGGUGGGACAAAAGAUGGAGGACUAUGUGUUCAGGAUUGACCCGUCCAAGGUGGAAGAUGGGAAAGGGAAGAGCCCAUAUGACCCUCGUCACCCUGCAGCCUCAGUACUGAUAGGUGAUGAGCUGUAUGCGGGUGUGGCCACAGACCUCAUGGGAAGAGACUUCACCAUCUUCCGCAGUCUGGGGGGACGACCGUCCAUCCGCACUGAACAACACGACUCACGCUGGCUCAAUGAGCCUAAGUUUGUGGGUUCGUUCUGGGUGCCAGAGAGUGAGAACCCAGAUGAUGAUAAGAUCUUCUUCUUCUUCCGGGAGACAGCGGUGGAAGCUCAGGGUCUGGGGAAGUCCACCUACUCCCGUAUUGGACAGCUCUGCAGGAAUGAUAUGGGUGGCCAGCGUAGUCUGGUCAAUAAGUGGACCACCUUCCUGAAGACUCGUCUCAUCUGUUCUGUGCCAGGCAGUGACGGCAGUGACACCUACUUUGAUGAGCUCCGGGACGUAUUCCUGCUGCAGACCAGGGACAGGAAGAACCCUCUGGUCUACACCGUCUUCUCUACCUCUAGCAGUGUAUUCAAGGGAUCAGCCGUGUGUAUCUACACCAUGAAUGACAUCCGCAGGGCCUUCCUGGGGCCCUUUGCCCACAAAGAGGGGCCAAACUAUCAGUGGGUCCCCUUCCAGGGCAAAGUCCCCUACCCACGCCCUGGCAUGUGCCCCAGCAAGACAUUCGGCAGUUUCGAGUCCACCAAGGGUUUCCCUGACGACGUGAUCCAGUUUGCCCGUCACCACCCUCUGAUGUUUAACCCUGUAUACCCCCUGAACCGCCGGCCAGUCUUCCUGAGGACCAACGUAGACUACAGCUUCACCCAGAUCGCUGUGGACCGGGUGGGCGCCGCCGACGGGCAGUAUGACGUCAUGUUCAUUGGCACAGACAAAGGGACAGUGCUGAAGGUGAUCUCUGUACCUAAAGAGAGCUGGAAGAACAUGGAGGACCUGCUACUGGAAGAGCUAGAGGUGUUCAAGGAUGCCUCAUCCAUCAUUAACAUGCAGAUCUCCUCAAAGCGGCAACAGCUGUACGUGGGUUCAGACAUGGGUCUGGCCCAGGUUCCUCUGCAUCGCUGCAGUGUCUAUGGGAAGGCCUGUGCUGAGUGCUGCCUGGCCAGAGACCCAUACUGUGCCUGGGACGGCACCUCUUGCACCCGCUACCUUCCCAACACCAAACGGCGUUUCCGUCGUCAGGACGUGAGGAAUGGAGACCCCAACACCCUGUGUUCAGGAGACCACCACAAGCACCGCGUGGCAGAGAGGAGGCUGUUUGGGGUGGAGGGGAGCAGUACGUUCCUGGAGUGUAUCCCCAAAUCCCUGCAGGCCAGAGUGACCUGGACCUUCCAGAAACACCCCCACAACCCCAGGGAAGAGCUGCGUCUAGAUGACCGUGUCCUGCACACAGAGCGGGGACUGUUGGUAAGGAGGGUACUGAAACGUGACACGGGCCUCUACCAGUGCCACGCCAUGGAGCACGGCUUCACCCAGACCCUACUGGACAUCACACUGGAGGUAGUACCCUCCUCUUCCUCCUCCCCCUCUCCGCCCGCUGACCCUCUCCUCCGAUUGGACCCCCGUAACGGCGGCCCACCCUCCACCAAUCAGAAGAUGUGGUACCGGGACUUCAUGCAGCUGGUGGACCACCCCAAUCUUAGCACCGUGGACCAGAUCUGCGAGCAGGUCUGGGCGCGCAAGAAUGCCCAAUCGGAAAAGAGCUUCCCGGCUUCUCCCGCCAAACAGGCCCCGCCCCUCAGCCCUGUGGUCCAGGCCACUAACAAGAAGUGGAAGCAUCUUCAGGACAUCCGCAAGGGGAGGAACCGCCGAACCCACGACGGGAAGCCCUCCGCACGAGCACCGCGAAGUGCAGGGGAGUAACAACAAACAGAGAGAGAAGGAGAGGGACUGAUACAGACAGAGUUUAGGGAGAAAGGAAAAAAGAGGAGGAAAAGAGAGGGACAGAGACUGAUAAAGACCAAGGACUUAUUGAGGGGGUCAACCACACACACACAUCACCUCCUUCUUUGUGAAUAUUUACCUUCCGACACCCCACUAUCUACUGCCCCAUGAUGCUUCACUCUUCCCUGACACCUGACCCCUGACUACCACGCCUUGCUUGUAUUGCCUCCUAUUAAUACCCCGUCCUAAUUCUAUCUGCCCCAGCUGUCAGUCACUUUGUAUGCACUCUGCUGGAGAGCUUCUGAUAGAGACCUCACCACAGCAGAAUAAACUGAACAGCCAGCCAGCCAGCCAGCCAGCCAGCCAGCCAGCCAGCCAGCCAGCCAGCCAGCCAGCCAGCCAGACAGACAGACAGACAGACAGACAGACAGACAGACAGACAGACAGACAGACAGACAGACAGACAGACAGACAGACAGGUUAAAGGAUGGCUCAGUGUGUGUAACUCAAUCUCUCAACGGAAAUACAACUGGCUCGUAACUGGAAUAUCAGAAUGGAAACAGACAUACACACAUUUACAAUCCAUGAUGACAAUGAAUUUGAUGAUGAUACGGAUGACAAAUCGUGAUAUGGAUAAAAACAAUGGGAUCAAGACAGAAUACACAUAACUCCAAAUGCAGAUUGAUCCACAUAGAUAUAAUCACAUUUCAUGUGUUUUAUAUGCAAAGAUAACAUAAUGUAGAUGUGUGCUUUGUGGUAGAGCUAGGCUUCGAUAUACUUCUUAGCAUUUUGGUCCGAACAACUACAGAUUGGAAAAGGCACUAUACUGUCAUUCCAGUGUAUAUAGAGUACUCACAAUGAGGGUAGAUUCUGAAGCAGAGAGAGUGUACAGGAUCAAUACAAUGGUUCUAUUGUGAUUUUGUUUUACAAAAUGGCUGACAAGGUAGAGCAAGUGGAAGAUUUUCUACAUAUAUGUUCAUGGGGUGACAAGAAAUUUGUUUUGUGUUUUAUUUAGUCAUUUAUUUAAAUUAUCUGUGUGUAUUUUCUGAUUGUAAUGACUUGUGUUGUGUGCUGACACAAUUACAUGUGGGAGUUGAGAUGGUACUAGUGACAGACUGCACAACAUCAAUGUGUAGGUGGGAUUGCAAGGCCUUGUGAAAGAAUAGUAGACUUUAAAUACGACAUCCCAUCUUUGGGCUAAAAGCAUGAUAUUUAUGUGUGAAAACAUCUUGAUUCUUAUUCUAAAUGGUACCUACUUUGUUCUUUUACACUGUUUAUCUAGAUAAGUGAUGUGUGUGUGUGUGUGUGUGUGUGUGUGUGUGUGUGUGUGUGUGUGUGUGUGUGUGUGUGUGUGUGUGUGUGUGUGUGUGUGUGUGUGUGUGUGUGUGUGUGUGUGUGUGUGUGUGUGUAUGUGUAUGUGUGUGUGUGUGUAUGUGUGUGUGUGUGUGUGUGUGUGUGUGUGUUGGCAAGAGAGCUGAAGAGUGUUUCUGGUCAAUUCCCUGCUAUGUAAUAUGUCCAUUAUAUCAUAAACACAUACAGACAAAUAUCACCGCUGAGGUGCCAAGAAUUGCAAAAAAUGACAGUUUUGUCUGAAUUCAAGGACAAUAAUCAGGUACAAUAAAACAAAAUCAUAAUGUACAGACAUUAUAAGAACUUCCCUCCUUCCUGCUUUUUCUGUAGGCCCGUCUCUGUGUGUCAAUUACACAGGAUACCUUUGCUGCCUUGUGUUCAGCAAAACCCGUUUGUCCUCUGUGAAGUGGUGUGAGUAGAGCACAACCUAGUGUUUUUUCCGUGCAUAGACCUGGCCUGGUCCAAGGACUUUCUGUGGUACGAUUCAAUAUACUUACAUAUAGUCUUUUGUGAAAGACAAAUGGCUUUGUAAAAUAAAACAUGCUUUUCCUUUUUUUCCUUAUCCCAGUGCAAUCUACGAGAGCAUUUAGAUGUGUUAAAUCCUGUCUGUUAUUUAUACCUGCUUUAUAAAGAUGUAAUUAUUAACUCUUGAAUGACUGAGGAAAAUAAGUUAAGUGGACUGUAGUUUUGUGCUCUUUAAUUGCAUGACCAAGGUUAGUGGCUACAUAUGGACAAUGGAGACUUUGGCUGCCUCCCUAAAUGGCACCCUAUUCCCUAAAGUGCACUGCUUUUGACCAGGGCCCACAGGGUUCUGGUCAAAAGCAGUGCACUAUAUAGGGAAUAGGGUGCCAUUUGGGACGUACUCUUUGAGAUAGCCCAAAGGUCUGCAGAUGGCGAUAUUGAGUGGUUUCAUCUUACCGUCCAAAGGGAAUGUAUGCAGCCGGCUGUAAACUCGUGUCCCACGUGGACCUGUUCGUACAUAAAACAUUCUCCAUUCAGGCUGCAAAUGUAUACAUUUCAUUCUUAACUUGAUUUAAUGGUGAGAAAGCAGAUAAAAAUGGAAUAUGCAUACUUUAUGAAACACCAUUUUCCACCACCAUGCUACAGUAGCUAAUGCUAGUCCUGGAUGAUGCAUAUCGCGUUCAGCCAAUCAGGUUGCAGCAGUCAGUUUUUUCACCCCUGGUCUGAUAGUUUCAAAAUAAAAGACUGCUGCAACCUGAUUGGCUGAACGCAAUACGCAACAUCUAAAUAUAAUAAAAUCAAAUUGUAUUGGUCACAUGAACAUAUUUAGCAGAUGUUAUUGUGGGUGUAGCUAAAUGCUUGUGUUCCUAGCUCCAACAGUGCAGUAGUAUCUAACAAUUCACAACAAUACACACAAAUCUAAAAGUAAAAUAAUGGAAUUAAGAAAUAUAUAAAUAUUAGUACGAACAUUUAGCUACUCUACCAUGAUGGUGGAAAAUAGUGUUUCAUAGUGAAAGUAAGCAUAUUUUUCCUGUUUUUUCUCUCUACCUUCUCGCAAUUAAAUUGGGUUAAGGAGAAAAUUGACGCCUUAGCAGCCUGAAUGGAGAAUGUUUUAUGUAUGAUCUGGUCCAGGGGGGAUGGGAGUGUAUAGCUGGCUGCAUACAUUCCCUUUGGAUGGUAAGAUGAAACGACUCAAUAUCGCCAUGUGCCGGCCUUUGGGCUACUUCUGAGAAGUGCGACUGAGUUGAGAAAGCACAAUGUUCAAUAUGGUUAUGCUAUGUAUUUAUGUGCGCAGAUAAGCUAAUAUGAUGUGGUGGAUUUUUUUGUUUUCUUGUAGAGACUAAGGGCUCUAUUCAAUCUGUAUUGCUGAAGCGAUAGAGUUUGCACACUAGAAAUGUUAAGGCCGUUUCCGAUUGAGCUGCCUUUAAAUAUCACGCUGUAACUCUGAACUUCUGUGAUACGGAUUGAAUAGAGCACUUAUAUUUGUACCAUAGGCCUACACAUUCUCCCCAAAAAAAACAUAAUGAAAAAAUCUUUCUGUAGAUUUUGAUCCGGUUGUCCAAUUAGCAUCAUUGUUCUUCACACUGCCCUCCAAUCGCUGAUCCUUUCUAUUCCUUGCUAUGUUACGCACCCCAACAUUAUUUCUGAGAGAGAAAGAGUGUGUGUGUCUGUGUCUGUGUGCGUGCAUGCAUGAGUGUUUUGUGUAUGUUUUGGGGAAAGGAGAGCUGAUAUUGGUUAAGGAGGAGAGGUGGUCUGUGAAGACAGUUCAAAGGCCAAAGUUGACAUGGUGCACUGUAUUACUUCCAAAGUUCUUUGUGGAUUGUUAUGUCAGAUUGUUUUUAACACAAUAAAAUACCCAGUUACUUUA
Messenger RNA from Salmo salar (Atlantic salmon), 6711 nucleotides. The record is from RefSeq and is a predicted model, not a curated record. NCBI's taxonomy places the organism in Eukaryota, Metazoa, Chordata, Actinopteri, Salmoniformes, Salmonidae.